Molecule: messenger RNA, 1772 nt
Organism: Esox lucius (northern pike)
Lineage: Eukaryota; Metazoa; Chordata; Actinopteri; Esociformes; Esocidae
Gene: penka
Product: proenkephalin a
Exons: 3
Coding region: 271-942 (223 amino acids)
Biological process (GO): sensory perception; chemical synaptic transmission; neuropeptide signaling pathway
Cellular component (GO): dendrite; neuronal cell body; axon terminus
Molecular function (GO): opioid receptor binding
Source: RefSeq, a predicted model, not a curated record
CAUCCGUUCGUUCGACUUUACAGAAAGCUGAUUGGUUUAAUCACGACAGUUCCAGAAGUUAUUUGGUACUCGAAUAUGUACGACUUGCAAGACGCGUAAACACGUCAAGGCCUUAUCUAUGAGUUAGGUAGGACAUUUCGAGUUUCGUAUUUCCGACUCCUACAUGAACGUAGCAAAAGGCACGGGGAAAUAUAUUCGGUGCAAAGCCUCACAAUCAACAGUUCAUACUGCAACACCACAAGGAUUGGUCUAAGCAGAAAAAUAGAGUCUAUGGCGGUGCCGAGGAACUCAAUAUGGAUGCUGGUACUCUGUGCGUAUUUUACACUCACUGUGAGAGCGGACUGCGGGAAGGACUGUGCGUUCUGCGUCUAUCGUCUACUGGGGCGAAAUACGGCGAUUACGACUCUGUCAUGCUCUAUAGAAUGUGACGGCAACCUGGACGCCACAAAAAUCCACCUCUGCCGAGAUGUCCUUUUGGAGGAGGAGCGUGACAGUGUAGACCAACCGGAAGAGGUAUCUGGCAAGCAUCAGAACCUGGCCAAGAGGUAUGGUGGCUUCAUGAAGCGCUAUGGCGGGUUCAUGAACCGACGAAACCUGCCAACAGAGGAGGGAGGAGCACCUGAUGGAGAGAAUCGCCCAGUUGCAGAGGAAGAGGACAUCCGUCUGGAGAUCCUGAAGAUCCUGAAUGCAGAGGCUGGGGAUGGGGACAGGGAGGAGGCCAUGGGCUAUGGGGGAUUCAUUAGGAAUGAUGGGGACUUGGGAGCCCUUAAUGGGCCAGGCAGGCCAUUGAAAAAGCGUUAUGGGGGCUUUAUGAGGAGGGUGGGGAGGCCAGAAUGGGUCGAAACCCCCAAGAUCCAGCAAGGGCCCAUGAAACGCACAUGGGAAGCGGGUGAGUCCCCCCUGGAUCAGAUACAGAAAAGAUAUGGAGGAUUCAUGGGCUAGAGUUUGGUGCCUCCUCCAACCCUAUUCAAGUCUGUUAAUCUAUUGAAAAGAGGAUCCAUUCUUGUACCAUCGUAGAGCUUGUUCUGUGCUACUUUAUGUCUGAUGUCUUUUAUUUUAAGAACCUGUGUUUUUUGUGUUGCAUGAGGGCGGGGCAUGUGAGGAAAACCGAUCUUGGCACAACCAGGUCUUUGUCUCUCUGGUGUCAAUUUGCCUCAGUUAAAAAAGGGAUACUUCAAGUUCUAGUUGAAUAUUUGACAUACAUAGUGUAUUGUUGUGCUACCCAAACUAGUUGUUUUUUAGCCUAAUUGGCUGAUUAGUGUCCUGAAUAUCGAGGCAAGGUAAGACAAAAAAACCUAUAAGAGGCUAACAAAACAAAUCACUUUCUGAGGCUUUCAUUUUUCACCACAAAAUUGUUUAGGCACACUCAAAAAGCUUAAUCUCAGAAAACGCCAUAACUAUGUGGGAAUAGUCCACUGUGGCCUCUGCAUUGGUGGUUGAGUCUUUGGAAGUAAAAUACUGCCCAUCGAUGUUAUCUGCUUUUCUACUGGAACAUGUACCCCACAUUUAGUACUGCUAUACUACUGUGUUGCAAUUAUCCAUCUAAUGGCAGUGUCAGUUUCUAUUACAGCCAAUUAUAACAACAAUGUUGCUCAUCCCACAUUGCUCACACAUUUCCCAGUAUGCAAUAUGUCAAAAUAUGUUGCUUUCAGUUGAUAAAUGCCCUAAUUUUAUGUUCUUUCUAUUGAGAACAGAGCAGCAUUUCAUACCAAUUAGUUGUACAAAAGAUAAUAAACCCAUGAAUCCUGCAGAAAUAAAAGGACUCCACUCUG